AUCGAUAAUGAAUGAUCUCGUGUGUAGCACCUUUCACGAGAUAGGUUCCUAUCUGUGAAUUACGCUUUGUAGUUGAUUUAUCAAUAAUCGCGGAUAACGUGAAAUGCCGGAUUAACUUGUUCGGCAUCAUUUAAGUAAGUUUGUAAAGGAAUAUAGGAGGCGUGAAACAAAUGUGGAGCAUCCCGAAAGCAGGCUCCGAGUUAGGACUGGGUUAGGUUGAUGGCUGUUGAGGCCGGAGCCUUUCUUGUUCAAAUGAAAGUAUUAAUACCCUAGGUUGAAACGGGUUUAACUGCGGUAUACUUUUAUCCGAGUACUUUUAGAGUACUCUGCCCCUGAGAGAGUUCAUAUUCUUCAGGGGUAGAUCCUCUUUGGUAAUUCGUUUUUCUCAAAAAAUGGCAUCGCAAAGUCAGAAUGCUACGACUGUGAGUCCAAGUGUUUCACCGGCGAAUGGAUCAUCCGGACCGACGACGACCUCCUCGGUCUGCACUACAAAGAUGCAGUCGUUCACCUCUGCACCAUCCUCACAACCUUAUGAGCAAAAUUCGUCACCAUCAUUAUCGCCGUCACCGUCACCGUCACUGUCACCGUCACCGACACCGUCACUGUUACCGAUGCAGGAGCAACAGCAUCAACAAACUCUGCAAUCCAACAAUGUAGAGGCACUUGAUAAAAAUUCUUCGAAUACGUUGAAACGUAAUCCAAAAAUGGAACUGAGCAAAAGUGAUUUAUUAAAGUUGUUAGGACAUCUUGAAGGAGAAUUACAAGCAAGAGAUAUUGUAAUAGCAGUAUUAAAGUCAGAGAAAUUGAAACAUCUAUUACAAGCUCAAUAUAUGAGUAAAAGCACAGAUCCACAUGCUGCACUUAUUCGUGAUAUGGGGUUAAUAGGAGACAUAGGAUUAAUGGGACAUGAAUCAAAUCAGAUACAUCAACAAGUUGCUAGUUUAGAAGCACUUGUACAACAACAAAGGCGUAUGAAGUCCAGGAUGACUAAAAUUCUUCAAGAUGCUGAACUUAGACACAGAGCAGUAGUCAAAGAAUUAGAAGAAGAGAAACGGAAACAUGAACACGAUACUGCCCAAGGUGACGAUAUUACAUAUGGACUUGAAAAAGAUAGGACACGCUUGAAGAAAGAAUUAGAAGUAGAGAAACAAUACAACAAAGGCCUGGAAGCAAAGUUAAAGAAAAUAACUGAAACUCAAGACUCAGAGCAAUCAUUACACCAGAGAAUAGUACGUGCUCUGUCAAGUGAAAGUAGAAGGUUACACAUAAAGUAUGUGGAGGAAAAAAAGAGAUCAGAGGAUUUGACACAGAUAUUAAGUGAGGAAAAAGUGAGAAUAGAUGCAAUGGCUGAAGGACUUGAAGAAGAAAGUAAGAAGUCCUUACAGAUGGAAGCAGAAUUAGAAAAACAACUGGCACAGUUUGAUAUGGAAAGGCAGCAGUAUAGGCAAGCUUUAGCAAAAGAAGAAAAGAGGGUGAAAGAUCUCGAAUUAGAAUUAGAAAAACUUAGAAAUGAAAUGGACGUGUUAAAAGAAUCUCAAACACGUGGCUCUCCAAGAGGAGUGGGUACAACUCCACCACCUCCUCCAGUCAAGCCAGCUAACUUAGUUGCUAUACCUACAAUUAGGCCUGCUAGUGUUCCACAAACAAUUAAAGGCACAGUAUUGGGCACUGGGACGCCAAUGGUUAGUAGCAAAGUUGUUCAGCCCACUGCCACGGUAUCUAGUGUUCCUGUCAGCGGUCCAACUACUGGGAUCGCUAGAUCAGUAACUCCUGGACAGGCAUUACGUGGGGUCACAUACACAUCCAACAUUACGUCUACCAGUGGAGAGACUGCAAUUUCUUCAGAUACACAGGCUGUAGAGAAACGUGUGGUUGUACCUGCUACCGUUAAUCCUGGAGGCGCAGUAAAACUUAUCCCGCCGACGCAAACUGCAGGCAAGCUCGGUUUUCACGUUGGCUCCGGUUCGACCGUUCAAGCAUCUGGCAUGCUGCCCUCGAAAAAGCCACCGAUAUCACGCGGGGUCCCUCCCCCAGUACCACCGAAUAAACCGGUGGUACCACCUAAAAAGGAGGCCGCUUAUCUUAGGAGGGCCGAAUCCACGCAAGCGACACAGGAUGCCGUUAAAAUCGGCAAACAAGUCGCGGCGCAUCCUGCUGCUGCACCCGCCGCACCGCAGGUCCAACAGGCAAUAGCGGCCUUUACUCAAGCCUCCGAAGAAGAGGUUAGUAAUGCAGCUCCUGUCUCCUAACCCUGCCACGUCUUCACAUCUUUUUCGAUUCAGUCGUGUUUCUGUUUCUUCCACCCUCCGGUGCACGGGUGAAGGUCACCCGCAGGGUCCGACGGACUCGAUCAUUCCUUUUGUCCAAUCCGUAGACUCGUUUCUUGGCGACGGAGCCGUUAGUUUACCGUUAGUUGACUGUUUCAGAGUCGUACAGACAAUUCCAAGACUGUGGAACAGGGCAAGAAGUAUUUUCCCCCGUGCACCGGACGGUUCACCCUCUGCUAUGAUUCUCCAAUUCUUCUCCGCGUAAUAAUCUAGUUCGAAUUUUUCUGAGAAUUACUCUACGAUCGAGGAAAGCACAAGGAACUUGUUACCAAUGCGUGUGUCCUUCUUUCCUCGACGCCCGACUGAAUCUGAAUUGGGGGUCGUAGCAGAUUAUGGCCGUCAGCCGUCUAGUUAACCGGAAAUUGAUAAUGUAAUAUGAUUUUAAGUAACGAUACUGUAAACUUUCUUGUAUCUCUUACACUUAUUACAUUUCUUCAUUCUGUUAAUAACUUUGGACGACUCAUUGGGUUCCCAAGAAAGUUAUCCUUCCUCUUUGCUCGGAUGAUCAGUGCGAAGGAGUUGUUUCUUCUUGGAUGGAUGGUUCGCCGAGGUCGUAUUUCUCGUAUCUUUUAACGUAUUCAAGUUCGCGAGUGGCUAUUACGCGAAUUAGGGUUGCCGGGAUGUCCGGGAUUUUGAUUGAGAUUGCGAAAUUCUAGGAUCUCGAAAUAAGCGGUGUUAACGAUUACUAAUUUCUAAAAAUAAAAAGAGCGGCAGGAAUUCUCGGGUAAAUUGGGGUUUGUUAGCAUGCGUUGUCUUUUUCUAAAAUAUCCUAAUCUUGUACAUAUCAGCAAUGAUGUCUCUGUUAUCUGGCGAAUCGGGAACUGCUUAGCGACAUCUAGAAUUACGCGAGUCCCUGUUCCUAAUCAAAGCGGUAGGGAUUGUAGGUUCGAACAAAUGUCUCGGACGAGCUAUUUAUAUCGAAGGUGCCUGAACGUGUUAAUGCAUAUUUGUGUUACCUCGUUCGACUGUCUCGCACUAACGCCUAAGCAAUAAACGAAUCAGAUACUUUAUGUAACGUUAACAAACUUUCUGAUUGGGAAAUAAUGUUUUCUUUAAACCAGGUGUUCGUAAAAUGAUCUCUUUGAAGAGAAAUUUACAUGUAAUCUAGCAACGAGCGAGAUACUUGUCGACAAUUAAUUAAGUGCCGUGGGUCGCCGUCGUUUCGCCUGAGAGUUGCACGUUACAUUAUUCGGAACACAAACUUCUUCUUCUUUCGAAUGUCGCGAAACCGUCCAAGAAGAAUGCAACUGUGUCGGAGAGACUUUAAUCGAAUUCUUUUUUUGGGUGCCCGAUGAAUCGGAAAUGUUUAACGUGCACGAACACCAUUCAGAGCUCGUGAAUAUGAUUUCAGACAAAGCCACGUUGAUUUAACAACGGGUAGGAAAAAAAAAGAGAAAAACGCAGUAAGCAUUAUUACUAAAAGUUUAAGAAAGUCUGAGUCCUGUGUACCGUGUGAAACAAACAUGAGAGAACAGAAAUAACUAAAUGAUACUUAGGGUUAGCGUAUUCGAACCACACGGAGCGGGAUCUGUAACGACGUUUCUGAAUCAACGAAACAAAAGAGAGAGAAACAAAGAAACGUGUAUAUUACCCGAACUGCUCCUUCAUCGAUUGAUCUUACUUUUUUUUUGCGUAUAAUAUAAGACAUCAUUAAUCUACAUCGCUAGAUCUCAGUCCAGCCGGACGGAACCGAGAACGGAACCGCCGGUCAUUAUUGACGAUCCACCAUGAAACCAUGCUUGUAACAUUGUACUAUAGCCGUGAAGUCGAAUCGAAAUCGGAUUAUUCGAAUUAUUUAAGGUAGACUCUUGUAGAUUCUGUAGUUUAUUAACUCGCGACCCGUUCCGAAUUACGUUAAACAGAAACGGAGAAAAAGAGAAAGAGAGAGAGAGAGAGAGAGAGAGAGAGAGAAAUAGAAAUA
Megalopta genalis is the source of this 4248-nucleotide messenger RNA. RefSeq names its product cortactin binding protein N-terminal like nausicaa (gene Naus). NCBI's taxonomy places the organism in Eukaryota, Metazoa, Arthropoda, Insecta, Hymenoptera, Halictidae. The record is from RefSeq and is a predicted model, not a curated record.